Molecule: messenger RNA, 2530 nt
Organism: Haliotis rufescens (red abalone)
Lineage: Eukaryota; Metazoa; Mollusca; Gastropoda; Lepetellida; Haliotidae
Exons: 5
Coding region: 252-2396 (714 amino acids)
Molecular function (GO): protein binding
Source: RefSeq, a predicted model, not a curated record
GUCGGCCGCAUGUGUUGGAAGCGUGGCACGAUUAUCUUCCACCAGCUGGCAUUGGGGGAGGGAGAGAGCGUUAGCGAGAGGAAGGGGGAUAUUUGAUCUAGCGUAGUGUCAGUAAGUGAGUGCGCAUGGUCUCGGUAGUACCUUUAUAACCUCGCUAGAUCCCCGAGACGUAACAUGGUAGCGAACUGGUAGAGACCGCACAUACCACGCGUCAACUUAAUGGGCCAAGGCUAAAAGGCAAAUACCGUACAAUGUCUUUGGCAGACUGUUUAAGGAGUGCGGAGGACGCCUUUGGUGCAAAUGACUUUGAGGUGGCAUUGUCUCAUUACAAUAAGAUAGAUAAAAGCAGUGACGUCGAGUGCAAGACUGAAGUUUACCUGAAGAAAUCCCAGUGUUUGCUUGGUCUGGAAAGAUACGAGGACGCAGUGACAGAGGCAGAGAAAUGCACAGCCAGAGACCCUCUGUGCGUGGCGGGCUAUGUUGUGCAGGGACAGGCCCUGACCAUGAGGGGAAUGUUUGAAGACGCAUACAGGGCCUACAAGAAUGGUUUGGACGUUAACGCUAACGACAAAGCCAUCGCCGCCGGACUUCGACAUCUUCAGCACGCCAUUAUCAAUCAGUACGAGGCUGCGGAUAAAGAGUCGGAGUCCAACUACGAUGCCUUGAAAAUGUGUUCCCAGGAGCGUUACCCGGGAGACGAUGAUGUGGAGAGUCUAGAGAAGGAAAUAAUGGAGACUUGGAAGUUGUUUGAUGCGCCGCAAAUAACUCCAUUGAUGCCAAAUCCCGAACGGUCUCGCGUGCAUCUCAUCCAAGGACUGAGGGCGAAGGCCAAAGGUGCCUUGAGUGAAGCUCUGGAAGAGUUCACCGCAGCGCUGGAGCAUGAUGCUACCAACUUUGAGACCUGGAAGGGGAGGAUUGAGGUUCUAUACGAACAGAAGGGUUACAGAGAGGCCUUCAGAACCGUCAACUCGUUCCCUGAAUCUGUGCGGUCAGCGGAAGUGUGGCUUCUUGGAGGCAAGAUUCUUUACGGGCUGGAGUUACCGUUGAUGGCGGAGACGUGGUUGAGGCGGUCUACACAACUCAACACGGAAAAGGAAAACAAGGAGGCGGCCAUCUUGUUCCAGACGAUCCGCGUUGCCAGGUUGUAUGGCCCCUUAGCUAGCAAAACCAACGCCGAGGUGGCCUUCAGCAAAUAUGGCCGCACUGUGAAGGCGAAGAAAGAUAUGAGAAAUCACGAUAUUAUUUUGACUGACAAACCAAUGGUUCUGGCCCAGACUCUAGCAACCCAGGAUGUCCCGGCAUGUUGCCAGUGCGCCGUUUCCAUGUUGAAACCGGAAGGGGUAUUCAGUCCCACAGAUCUUAAAAAUGAGGAACUCAAAAAAGCCAUCGCGCAAUGCUGGCCGAAACGAAAAAUUCACCCGUGUCAGGGUUGUUCCAGGGAGAUAUAUUGUAGUAUAGAAUGUCGGGACGAAGCGUGGACCACCUAUCACAGAGUAGUGUGUCCUUCAGUCAACAAGUCCAUUCAGAAGCUGUAUAAAAUCUGUGACGAUUACAAAACAUUGAAGGAUGGCGACGGCCAGUGCUGGAAGGGUUGGUGGAACGCAUCAUUCUCUCCCUUUGUUCUCGUCAAAAUGUGGGCAACUAUUGCCUGUCAAGCAAAGCGAUUGGCUGAGAAGGCUGGAAGACCCAUCCCAAUAAUGUCUGAUUGGAGCAUGGCCCAAGCUCCUCUACGGCGAUUCAUUGCGUAUGGCUCUUCAAGUAACGCUGAUGUCAUCCCCAAGAUGUUUCAACUUAUGAUCGAGAUCUUUCAAGAUCUUGGCGACGGACUGAAAUACGACAUCACAAAACGAGAGUUUGACGGGAGAUACUUCCAAGCCACGUGCAACGUCCAAGCAUUUUCUGACUCCAGAAACCCGCUACGAAUUUUCAUCGAGCGAUUCAGAGACAAACCCAAAUGGCACGCCAUCGCCAAAUUCAUACCAGCUGAGCCCCCGGAAGGAGAGUUCGCUGGUAUGUUUCCUCUUCACGCUUGCAUGAACCACUCGUGCGCAAACAACGCGGAAGUGAUGGACUACGUUGUCGACGGUAAACCUGGCGUAGGAGUACGGGUCCGCGGAGGGAUGAAGAAGGGCGAAGACGUGUGUAUCACCUAUAUAAAUACAACCAUGCCUCGACGACAGCGCCGAGCCUGGCUGUACCGCUCCUACAACUUCUGGUGCAGGUGUAUCAGGUGUAACUUCGAGGGGGAGGGGCCCAUGGCGUGUACACAGUGCGGGAAGUCUGCCGAUGAAGGCAAGAAGUUUCCCCAGUGUUCCAAGUGCAAGAAGGCGUGGUACUGUUCAACGGCGUGUCAGAAGCAGGCAUGGAAGAAAGGACACAAGAAAAUAUGUAAGUGACGAUCUACAACUCCCUGUGUGUUUCUGUAGUUUUAUUUGACGUAAUAUAUACAUCGCCGUCGUUUGAAAUUCCCUUUUAUAUCUUGCUUAAAAAAAUAGAAAAUCUUGAGUUCUUUUGGGGAUUCAGGAUUCGU